Molecule: messenger RNA, 3875 nt
Organism: Aphanomyces astaci
Lineage: Eukaryota; Oomycota; Saprolegniomycetes; Saprolegniales; Verrucalvaceae
Exons: 5
Coding region: 322-3177 (951 amino acids)
Biological process (GO): lipid metabolic process
Molecular function (GO): metal ion binding
Source: RefSeq, a predicted model, not a curated record
CGAGAUGUACAGCGACAUGUCACCUAUCCAUGUAUCUUUAACCAAGGCUGGUACCCGUUGUCGUCUGUACAUGUACUCCGUACACUGCGGCGGAGAUGAAGCUCUUCUCUCAAUCACAGGGAAAGUGCUUCAUCUGAUAUCGAGCAUUUUAUAUGGGUCCCCCUACACAUCUCCCAAAUAAUGCCUACAAGUUUAAGUACAGUGUACUUUUUAUGGCCCCCCCUCCCCCUGGAUACUUGAAGUAUUUUGACAUGUUUGGUGACCCUCGAGAAUCUAUUCUUGCUCUAACGGCUCACGCGACGUCGACAUCGUCCCGACUUGAUGGAAGAAGUAGUGGAGAACCAACGAUGGUACACGCUGUCAGGCUGGUCGGACAAGCUGUUGGAGAAGGAUCCGCCGUCGUGGUCCGACUCGUCGCUGACAGUCCCCAAGGGCAAGGCCCAGUUUGUCGACUACACGUGGCAACUGUACAAAGGAAAGAACGAGUACGACGAGAACGGAUGGAUCUACAACACGUCCUUUGACAAAGGCGGCGCGUUUGGCAAGAAAGGCGCGACGUCUGUCGUUCGAAGUCGCGUGUGGAUGGGACACAAGACCCAGCGAGACGCCAAGGGCAAUAUCACGGUGUCGAUCCACACCCUCCUGCAGCAUGCAUCUGGACCCAAGGCUCUGAAAAGUCCGCCAUCAAGACAGUCCCCAACUUCCGCGCCCUCGUUUCAACCUACGGACCCAGUCCCUCAAGCGUCGUCGUCCUCGACGACUUCAAGUACUCGUGAUGUGAUUCCAGAGGACGAAAACGCGUCCAUCGAUCCCACCACCAGCGAACUCCUAUCAACCAUCGGUGAGGAACCUCCCGUCAUCGCCACUCCAGUCGUCGAAAAGUCGAUCGAGCCACCGUCGUCGUCGUCGGGAUCAUCGUACAUGAGUCUCUUUUCGUCGGCAUUGCACGCCGUCCAGGAAGUCUCAGCAUACGCGUACGACACGGCGCACAUGGCGACGGUCUCUGUGUUUGACGCCGCCCCUUCCGCGCCACCUCCGGCCGCCUCGUCCCGAUCGGGUAGUUCGAACUCCACGCGGCGCUUUCCAGACCUGAGUCCCGCCGAAAAGCAGCUCGUGUCGUGCUGCGCCAACUCGCCAUCGGCCGCCCCCGACAACGCGCCGGAGCCGGUCGAGUCGCCGACGUGCACAGCGUGCCACACGGCAUUCGGCCUGGCCAAAUAUCGAUACUUUUGCGGGUACUGCGCCAACUCGUUUUGCCGCGACCACUUGCCGGCCACCGCCCGGUUGCACGCGUACGGCGGCACCAAACUGUCCAAAAUAUGCGCGACCUGUUCGUCGCUCCUCGCCCAAAAGAUCGAGACGCAGCAGCGCCAUUGGCGCGUCGAGCGGGUCCAGGACUUUUUUGCGGGUGUGUUGGCGCCGUACGUGAGCUUCACGACCGACACGGCGAUGGACAAGGCGUGUCGUGCCGCGGAAGGCACCCUCGUGGCCGCCAAGAACGUGCCGCUGGGGGCGACCGCCCGCCUCGCGGUGGUGAGCGCAGACUUUCUCCGCAAGUACGGCCGCGCGGGACUGCUCGGGUUUGUCCUGCGCAACGAGUUCAUGCAGUCGUUCAACACGCUCAAAGAGUUACUGGGGGACAUGGAGUCUCUCACGGUGCAAGACGCGUCGCUGGGUAUGUACUACUUCAUGGCGACCAACCGUGGACUUCGCGGGUCCAGUCCGACGUUGGAGGAGGACCAACACACGUGCUGCCCGGUCGUGUCAGACGAUCUCUUGGCUCGCAUGAUCAAGUUUGCGCCCAUCACGUUGCACUGUGUGUACGAGCUCGACAUUUUGGACAUGCAACGGUUUGCCAAGUUGCAGGGCUACACGCUCGUGUACGCGUCGGUGGAGAAUCGGACGGCCAACCAGCCUGCGUUUGGGUUGGUGGUGAAACCCGACGAAAAGCUGGGCAUUCUCAUGAUCCGCGGCUCCAAGUCGGUGCAGGAUGUGCUCACGGACCUCCAGAUCGCGUCGGCGGCGACCACGACGUCGACGACUUCGUCUGGACCGCUCGAUUCGUUUGCGCACCACGGGAUGGCCCAGGCGGCGACGUGGGUCAAGCACCAAGUCCACGACUCGUUGAAGGAACUCGACUGCCAAGGCUACCGCUUCAUGAUCAACGGCCACUCGCUCGGCGGCGGCGUCGCGGCGCUCUUGUCUGUGAUGCUGCACGACGAGUUUCCGUCUCUAGAGUGCUUUGCGUACGCCGUGCCCGCGUGCGCCAGUCGAGACAUUGCCGACGCGUGUGUGCCGUACGUGCACUCGAUCGUCCUGCGCGACGACUUUGUACCCCGGGCCAAGACCCACAACAUUGUCAAACUGUCGGCGGAACUCAAGGACUUUCGCGACAAUUGGACACACCACGUCCAUGAAGACUUGAGCGCCGUAAAAUCGCGCGUCGUGUCGCUGUGGGCACCUCGGAAGCGAGAGUGGGCACAGCAAGAGGCGGCGCGGCUGCGUGGCACGAACGUCGUCGUGCAGCCCGUGGCCUCGACUGGUACUACUAGUAGUAGCAGUGGUGAUACUACUAGUAGUAGUGACGGAUCGACCGCCACGGCCGAGGCGUGGACGUUGAAUCGAGCGAACCUUAUGGACCAGUACAAAGAAACAACGUUGCCUCCGAGUUCCAAAGCGGCUGACGACGCGACUGGUGCCGCGGACGAGCAAGUUGAGGACGAUGAUGUUGAUUUAGAGUCCAAGGACACGGUCGAGUUGUUUGUGCCUGGACAGAUCACGCACAUUUACUACGUUCACGGCACGUACGAAGCGGUGCACGUGCGUCGAGACUGCGACGCGUUGUCCCGUAUCCAAGUGUACGAGAACAUGCUGGCGGACCACUUGGGCCGGAAUUACUUGGAGGCGCUGCGGGUGGUCCGGGAUGCCCGGGCGGCCGCGACGCCUCCCCCCGCGUGGGUGCCAUUUGACACGCACACGCGAUGCCAGUGCUGUGAAAGCCCGUUUACGUGGAACUCGACGUCGUCCAGCGAAGCCCAGGCCAAUGUCGACCAGCACAACUGCAGAAACUGCGGGUGGUUGAUUUGCGAUGGCUGCUCCAAGAAACGCGCGUCGCUGCCCAAGUAUGGCAUCAACACCCCCGUCCGAGUGUGCGACCGAUGCUAUUACCAGCUGUAGCUACCCCAACAUGAGCCAGCACCCCUGUAACCCAUAAAGAUGAUAUUUAUACCCAGACAACCCAAUAUAUAUAUAUAUAACGUUCCUGUGAGUGUUUGGCAGGUGAACGCACGAACGCAGUCUUGCUGGCUCUACUAGUGACCGAUCGAAUUUAAGCCACACUUUGUGGUCUGUAGCUAGCUGCAUGUGCUCCAAUAUUGGUGCAGUAAAAGUUCUGUGAAUGAUGAUCUGGCAAUGGUCUAGACUUGCCACCACUCGGUGUGGACGUACGAGAAGACGUGGCACCACAGAUCCCCUGGCAGCAGCACACCACAUGACGUCGGAGUGGCGGCAGUUUGGGAAGGUCCCGAGGGUUUGGACAAGAGGAUGGCGCGCGCAAUGCGUCGAAAGGGUCGGGGAAAUGUGUGGUGGACAUCGCGACUCCACUGGCGAUGGGCGGCCUCCAGCUGAUAAUCAAAAUGGCCGCUCUCUCGGGCCAACGAGUGCACACAUCCGACGUCGGCGAGCUGCCAGAGACCGCGGAGCACGCGAAGCGCGGGGGUGCCGUAGUACAGGUACUGCGACAUGAUGCCAUCGGCGGUGUACGUCGUUUGCCAAGCUAGUUGGUGGGCCGACCACUGUCCUGCGAGGGUGCACGUCUAGUACGUAAGAUGCAUGAGACAACGACAUGGAAGGUACUGGCGAGCGAUGAUCGACCU